Prorocentrum cordatum is the source of this 9972-nucleotide messenger RNA. The record is from the annotation of a GenBank genome assembly. Lineage: Eukaryota; Dinophyceae; Prorocentrales; Prorocentraceae.
AUGUUCAGGUAUGGCAAGAUCUUGUUCUUUUGCACAAUGUACAUCGUUCUAAGUGGAGGGCUUAUCAACUUCAACAAGUUCUUGGUGCAUGAGGGGCGGUUCCCACACCCUAUGGCGCUUACGGCGAUUCACAUGUUCACCAGUUUCGUGCUUACGUCCAUCAUCCUCACUGCGAAACCAUCCAUGAUGCCUAGCGUGGAUAGGUGCAGGGGCAAACUGCUGGAUCUCUACAAGCACCUCAUCCCCAUCGGCUUCUUCUUCGCCGUGGUGCUGUACGGAUCCAACAAGGCGAUCAUGUACUGCAGCGUGGCGUUCCUGCAAUUCAUGAAGGAGACCAAUGUCGUGUUCGUCUUCCUCUUCUCGGCCAUUGCGGGCCUGCAGACCGUGAACAGGCAGCGCUUGUUCGUCAUCGCCUGGGUCAUCUCGGGUUCGACGCUGUGCGUGUCUGGCGAGCUGAACUUCGUCUUGGCAGGCUUUGUCCUGCAGGCCGUUGCGCAGUUCGCAGAGUGCCUGCGCGCCGUCAUCGCGGAGAUGAUUCUCACCGGCAGCGACUACAAGUUGGACUCGCUCAGUUAUGCAUUCUUCAUUUCGCCCGUCUGCCUGGUUGUGCUCAUAAUCGGCAACAUCGUCACAUGGAACAGCGAUAUCCUGCCCGACGCGGCCGCAAUGUGGUACCUACUGGUCCCGAACGCGUGCAUCGCGGUCUGCCUCAACAUCACCAUCGCGCAGGUGAUCAAAGAGACGUCCGCCGUCGGUUUCAUGAUCACCGGCAUUGUCAAGGACAUCAUCCUGGUCUGCUUUUCGUCCGCGGUGUUUCACGACACCAUCCAGCGGCAGCAGUGGUGCGCGUUCAUGCUGACGCUCAGCGGGGUGUUCUUCUGGUCGUACAUGAAGAUUGCCCCUCGGUCCGGGCUGGUCACGACCUUCGAGAAGAUGCUGGGGGUCGGGAGCUGGCCCUGCCCGGGCGAGCCGCUCGGAGCACUGGAGGCGAAGAAGGCCGAGGACGGGAAGACCCGGCAGAUCAUCAUGAACGCCUCUUGCGUCCGAGGCCCCAAGAACGAGGUCCUCUGCGUGCUGGGCGUGGCGCAGGAUGUGACGGAAGCCAAGGCGGCCCGGGCGGAGAAGUGCCGCCUGGCGGAGCACUACGACCGCUUCCUGGAGGCGGCGUGCGCCCCGGUCUUGGCCCUGGACCUCGAAGGCCGCGUGCUCGUGUGGAACAUGCCGCUCGAGGAGGCGACGGGGCACAAGCACAGAGAGGCGGUCGGCAAGCCCCUGGUGGCUGACCUCGUCGCCGAGGACGCUCGCGAGAAGGUGCAGCAGAUCCUCGACCAGGCCACCCGUGGCGUCGAGGCCUCUGGCUUCGAGCUCCCGCUCGCGGGCAGGGACGGCAGGUCCGUGGUCCUCGUCAUGAGCAUCGUCACGGAGAAGGACCCCGAGGGCAAGGCCACGCGCGUGGUGCUGGGCGGGCACGUCAAGGCGCCGGUCGCUGCCGCUGGCGGCGAGCCCCUGGCCGGGGGCGGUGCUGCCGCGGAGGACCUGUCGCGGCUGGUGGAGUUCGCCAGCGCGCCGAUCUUUGCCGUCGGUAUGGACGGGUGCGUCACCGAGUGGAACGGCAAGGUGGCAGAGAUGACCCAGUUCUCCAAGGCGGACGCUGUUGGCAAGAGUCUGGUGGAGGUGUUCGUCCGCGAGGAGCAGCGGAGCACGGUGCGGGGAGUCGUGGCGAAGGCCUACAGUGGGUCCGAGACCGCGUACUUCGAUGUCUCUCUGGCGAAAAAGGACGGCACAAAUGUCGACAUCCUGCUCAAUGUAUCGCCUCGUCGCGAUGCGGGUGGUAAGGUGACAGGAGCUGUCGGGCUGGGACUGGACAUUUCCAUUAUGAAGGGAGCGUUGACAGAAAGCAGGCUCGUUUCAGAAGACCAUUCGAGAAUCAUAGAGAGUGCUAAUGCCCCGAUCUUUGGGGUCGACGUGGACGGCCGAAUCAGCGUCUUCAACAGAAAAGCAGCAGAUUUGACCAGAUAUUCCAAGGAGGAGGCCAUAGGCAGGCCUGCUACAGACUUCGUCGCUGCAGACUGCAUCCAGGAGUUGCAGUCCGUGCUCUCGAAGGCCUACCGGGGCACGGAGACCGCCGACUUCGAGCUCGUGCUCAUGACCAAGGACAGCCAGCGCAUCGACAUCCUGCUGAACGCCACUCCGCGCCGCGACAGCAGAGGCAACGUGACUGGGGUCGUCGGCGUGGGGCAGGACAUCACCCAUCUCCGGAGGGUCGUGACCGAGAGCAAGACGGUUGCGGACGACCUGUCCCGAUUAAUCGAGACUGCAAAUGCUCCAAUAUUUGGUGUCGACGUGAACGGGCUCGUGACGGAGUGGAACAGGAAGGCAGCUCAGCUAACACUGUUUUCGAAGGAGGAAGCUGUAGGGAGGAAUCUGGUGAACGACUUUAUCAGGGGAGACUAUCAGAAGGACGUCCAAGCGGUCUUGACCCAAGCGUGCUCUGGUUCGGAGACGGCGAACUUCGAGUUCCCUCUGAUGACGAAGGACAACCAGCGCAUCGAAAUCCUGCUGAAUGCCACGCCACGCCGCGACGGCAAUGGCAAGGUGACUGGAGUGGUCGGCGUGGGCCAGGACAUCACGCACCUGCAGAAGGUCUUGACCGAGAGUAAGACUAUCGCAGACGAUCUGUCACGAUUGAUCGAGACCGCCAACGCCCCCAUCUUCGGUGUUGACGUGGAUGGGCGCGUCACGGAGUGGAAUCGCAAGGCAGCCGAGUUGACACUGUUCACGAAGGAGGAGACGUUGGGGAGGAACUUGGUGACGGACUUCAUCACGGAGGACUACAGGAAACAAGUCCAAGCAGUUCUGACCCAGGCAUGUGCAGGCUCGGAGACGGCGAACUUCGAGUUCCCUCUGAUGACGAAGGACAACAAGCGCAUCGACGUCCUACUGAACGCCACUCCUCGUCGUGAUGGAUAUGGUAAUGUGACUGGAGUGGUCGGCGUAGGGCAAGACAUCACGCACCUGCAGAAGGUUUUGACAGAAAGCAAAACUAUCGCAGACGAUCUCUCUCGAUUGAUCGAGACCGCCAACGCCCCCAUCUUCGGUGUUGACGUGGAUGGGCGCGUCACGGAGUGGAAUCGGAAGGCAGCCGAGUUGACAUUGUUCACGAAGGAGGAGACAUUGGGGAGGAAUUUGGUGACGGACUUCAUCACGGAGGACUACCGGAAACAAGUCCAAGCAGUUCUGACCCAGGCGUGUGCAGGCUCGGAGACGGCGAACUUCGAGUUCCCUCUGAUGACGAAGGACAACAAGCGCAUCGACGUCUUACUGAACGCCACUCCUCGUCGUGAUGGAUACGGUAAUGUGACUGGAGUGGUCGGCGUAGGGCAAGACAUCACGCACCUGCAGAAGGUCUUGACAGAAAGCAAAACUAUCGCAGACGAUCUGUCUCGACUGAUCGAAACUGCUAACGCCCCCAUCUUCGGUGUGGACGUGGAUGGGCGCGUCACGGAGUGGAACCGGAAGGCAGCUGAAUUGACACUGUUCACGAAGGAGGAGACAUUAGGGAGGAAAUUGGUGGAGGACUUCAUCACGGAGGACUACCGGAAACAAGUCCAAGCAGUUCUGACGCAGGCAUGUGCAGGCUCGGAGACGGCGAACUUCGAGUUCCCUCUGAUGACGAAGGACAACAAGCGCAUCGACGUCCUACUGAACGCCACUCCUCGUCGUGAUGGAUCUGGUAAUGUCACUGGGGUUGUUGGCGUAGGGCAAGACAUCACACACUUGCAGAAGGUCUUGACUGAAAGCAAAACUAUCGCAGACGAUCUGUCUCGAUUAAUCGAGACCGCCAACGCCCCCAUCUUCGGUGUUGACGUGGAUGGGCGCGUCACGGAGUGGAACCGGAAGGCAGCUGAGUUGACGUUGUUUUCGAAGGAGGAGACCAUGGGUAGGAAUUUGGUGACGGACUUCAUCACGGAGGACUACCGGAAACAAGUCCAAGCAGUUCUGACCCAGGCAUGUGCAGGCUCGGAGACGGCGAACUUCGAGUUCCCUCUGAUGACGAAGGACAACAAGCGCAUCGACGUCUUACUGAACGCCACUCCUCGUCGUGAUGGAUAUGGUAAUGUGACUGGAGUGGUCGGCGUAGGUCAAGACAUCACGCAUCUGCAGAAGGUCCUGACUGAAAGCAAAACUAUCGCUGACGAUCUGUCUCGAUUGAUCGAGACCGCCAACGCCCCCAUCUUCGGUGUUGACGUGGAUGGGCGCGUCACGGAGUGGAACCGGAAGGCAGCCGAGUUGACAUUGUUCACGAAGGAGGAGACAUUGGGAAGGAAUUUGGUGACGGACUUCAUCACGGAGGACUACCGGAAACAAGUCCAAGCAGUUCUGACGCAGGCAUGUGCAGGUUCGGAGACGGCGAACUUCGAGUUCCCUCUGAUGACGAAGGACAACAAGCGCAUCGACGUCCUACUGAACGCCACUCCUCGUCGUGAUGGAUAUGGCAAUGUGACUGGAGUGGUCGGCGUAGGGCAAGACAUCACGCACCUGCAGAAAGUCUUGACUGAAAGCAAAACUAUCGCAGACGAUCUGUCUCGAUUGAUCGAGACCGCCAACGCCCCCAUCUUCGGUGUUGACGUGGAUGGGCGCGUCACGGAGUGGAACCGGAAGGCAGCCGAGUUGACAUUGUUCUCGAAGGAGGAGACGCUGGGGAGGAAUUUGGUGACGGACUUCAUCACGGAGGAUUAUCGGAAAGACGUCCAAGCAGUUCUGACCCAGGCCUGCGCAGGGUCUGAGACUGCUAAUUUCGAGUUCCCUCUGAUGACGAAGGACAACAAGCGCAUCGACGUCCUGCUCAACGCCACUCCUCGUCGAGACGGCAGCGGCAACGUGACUGGAGUUGUCGGCGUGGGGCAAGACAUCACGCAUUUGCAGAAGGUCCUGACUGAAAGCAAGACGAUCGCAGACGAUCUUUCCCGAUUGAUCGAGACCGCCAACGCCCCCAUCUUCGGCGUUGACGUGGACGGACGCGUCACAGAGUGGAACAGGAAGGCAGCCGAGUUGACAUUGUUCUCAAAGGAGGAGACGUUGGGUAGGAAUUUGGUGACGGACUUCAUCACUGAGGAAUACCGGAAAGACGUCCAAGCAGUUCUGACCCAGGCCUGCGCAGGGUCUGAGACUGCUAAUUUCGAGUUCCCCCUGAUGACGAAGGAUAACAAGCGCAUCGACGUCCUGCUAAACGCCACUCCUCGUCGGGACGGCAGCGGCAACGUGACUGGAGUGGUCGGUGUGGGUCAAGACAUCACGCAUCUGCAGAAGGUCCUGACUGAAAGCAAGACGAUCGCAGACGAUCUUUCCCGAUUGAUCGAGACCGCCAACGCCCCCAUCUUCGGCGUUGACGUGGACGGACGCGUCACAGAGUGGAACAGGAAGGCAGCCGAGUUGACACUAUUCUCCAAGGAAGAGACGUUGGGUAGGAAUUUGGUGACGGACUUCAUCACGGAGGAUUAUCGGAAAGACGUCCAAGCAGUUCUGACCCAGGCCUGCGCAGGGUCUGAGACUGCUAAUUUCGAGUUCCCUCUGAUGACAAAGGACAACAAGCGCAUCGACGUCCUGCUCAACGCCACUCCUCGUCGGGACGGCAGCGGUAACGUGACUGGAGUGGUCGGUGUGGGUCAGGACAUCACGCAUCUGCAGAAGGUCCUGACUGAAAGCAAGACUAUCGCAGACGAUCUUUCCCGAUUGAUCGAGACCGCCAACGCCCCCAUCUUCGGCGUCGACGUGGAUGGGCGCGUCACGGAGUGGAACAGGAAGGCAGCCGAGUUGACAUUGUUCUCGAAGGAGGAGACGCUGGGGAGGAAUUUGGUGACGGACUUCAUCACUGAGGACUACCGAAAAGACGUCCAAGCAGUUCUGACCCAGGCCUGCGCAGGGUCUGAGACGGCGAACUUCGAGUUCCCUCUGAUGACGAAGGACAACAAGCGCAUCGACGUCCUGCUUAACGCCACUCCUCGUCGGGACGGCCGUGGCAACGUGACUGGAGUGGUCGGAGUGGGGCAGGAUAUCACGCAUUUGCAGAAGGUCCUGACUGAAAGCAAGACUAUCGCAGACGAUCAUUCCCGAUUGAUCGAGACCGCCAACGCCCCCAUCUUCGGCGUUGACGUUGAUGGGCGCGUCACGGUGUGGAACAGGAAGGCAGCCGAGUUGACAUUGUUCUCGAAGGAGGAGACGUUGGGAAGGAAUUUGGUGAAGGACUUCAUCACGGAGGACUACCGAAAAGACGUCCAAGCAGUUCUGACCCAGGCCUGUGCAGGGUCUGAGACGGCGAACUUCGAGUUCCCUCUGAUGACUAAGGAUAACCAGCGCAUCGACGUCCUGCUCAACGCCACUCCUCGUCGGGACGGCAGCGGCAACGUGACUGGAGUGGUCGGUGUGGGUCAAGACAUCACGCAUUUGCAGAAGGUCCUGACUGAAAGCAAGACUAUCGCAGACGAUCUUUCCCGAUUGAUCGAGACCGCCAACGCCCCCAUCUUCGGCGUUGACGUGGACGGGCGCGUCACAGAAUGGAACAGGAAGGCAGCCGAGUUGACAUUGUUCUCGAAGGAAGAGACGUUGGGUAGGAAUUUGGUCACGGACUUCAUCACUGAGGAUUACCGGAACGACGUCCAAGCAGUUCUGACCCAGGCCUGCGCAGGGUCUGAGACGGCUAAUUUCGAGUUCCCUCUGAUGACAAAGGACAACAAGCGCAUCGACGUCCUGCUUAACGCCACUCCUCGUCGCGACGGCCGUGGCAACGUAACCGGAGUGGUCGGAGUGGGGCAAGACAUCACGCAUUUGCAGAAGGUCUUGACUGAAAGCAAGACUAUCGCAGACGAUCUUUCCCGAUUGAUCGAGACCGCCAACGCCCCCAUCUUCGGCGUUGACGUGGAUGGGCGCGUCACGGAGUGGAACAGGAAGGCAGCCGAAUUGACACUGUUCACGAAGGAGGAGACAUUAGGAAGGAAAUUGGUGGAGGACUUCAUCACGGAGGACUACCGGAAACAAGUCCAAGCAGUUCUGACGCAGGCAUGUGCAGGGUCUGAGACAGCGAACUUCGAGUUCCCUCUGAUGACGAAGGACAACAAGCGCAUCGACGUCCUGCUUAACGCCACUCCUCGUCGUGAUGGAUAUGGUAAUGUGACUGGGGUGGUGGGCGUGGGUCAAGACAUCACACACUUGCAGAAGGUCUUGACUGAAAGCAAGACUAUCGCAGACGAUCUGUCCCGAUUAAUCGAGACCGCCAACGCCCCCAUCUUCGGCGUUGACGUGGAUGGGCGCGUCACGGAGUGGAACAGGAAAGCAGCUGAGCUGACACUGUUCUCGAAAGAGGAGACGCUGGGAAGAAAUUUGGUGACGGACUUCAUCACAGAGGAUUACCGGAAAGGCGUCCAAGCAGUUCUGACGCAGGCAUGUUCAGGGUCUGAGACGGCGAAUUUCGAGUUCCCUCUGAUGACGAAGGACAACAAGCGCAUCGACGUCUUGCUAAACGCCACUCCUCGUCGUGAUGGAUAUGGUAAUGUGACUGGGGUCGUUGGCGUUGGUCAAGACAUCACGCAUCUGCAGAAGGUCCUGACCGAAAGCAAGACUAUCGCAGACGAUCUUUCCCGAUUGAUCGAGACCGCCAACGCCCCCAUCUUCGGCGUUGACGUGGACGGGCGCGUCACGGAGUGGAACAGGAAGGCGGCGGACUUGACAUUGUUCUCGAAGGAGGAGACGUUGGGGAGGAAUUUGGUCACGGACUUCAUCACGGAGGAUUAUCGGAAAGAUGUCCAAGCAGUUCUGACCCAGGCCUGCGCAGGGUCUGAGACGGCUAAUUUCGAGUUCCCUCUGAUGACGAAGGAUAGCAGGGAGAUGUAUCAAAUCGUUGUCCUGUUUUCUCUCUGUCCCAAGCACUUGAAGUGUCGAGCGCUGACAGGCCCCGAGGCUGCGCUGAGCUGGCUGAAGUUGGGAUAUGGUGACAUCUGGAGCAGCGUGCCCGUCUCCGGGCACGGCGCACCGCGUGCACGGGCCACACCCACGGCAGCGCAGGGCAGCGGCGAGCCGCCGCCGGCUGCCCCUGCCGCCGGGGAGCAGCCGGACAGCAAGCGCAUCGACGUGUUGUUGAAUGCCACUCCUCGUCGCGAUGGCAAUGGCAAGGUGACUGGAGUGGUCGGUGUAGGACAAGACAUUACGCACCUGCAGAAGGUGCUGACUGAAAGCAGGACUAUCGCGGACGACCUGUCCCGGCUGAUCGAGACAGCUAACGCCCCCAUCUUUGGUGUCGAUGUGAAUGGUCGGGUGACGGAGUGGAACAGGAAGGCAGCUGAGUUGACAUUGUUCUCGAAAGAAGAGACAAUGGGGAGAAAUCUGGUGAAGGACUUCAUCACGGAGGAUUACCGGAAAGACGUCCAAGCAGUUUUGACCCAGGCGUGCUCGGGUUCCGAGACGGCCAACUUCGAGUUCCCGCUCAUGACGAAAGAUAACCAGCGCAUCGACGUCCUGCUGAAUGCUACUCCUCGUCGCGAUGGCAAUGGCAAUGUGACUGGAGUUGUCGGUGUGGGGCAAGACAUUACGCACCUUCAGAAGGUUUUGACUGAAAGCAAGACUAUCGCGGACGACCUGUCCCGGCUGAUCGAGACUGCCAACGCCCCUAUCUUCGGCGUUGAUGUGGAUGGACGCGUCACGGAGUGGAACAGGAAGGCAGCUGAGUUGACAUUGUUCUCGAAAGAGGAGACGUUGGGGAGGUUUCUGGUGAAGGACUUUAUCACAGAGGAUUACCGGAAAGACGUCCAAGCAGUUCUGACCCAGGCUUGUGCUGGGUCUGAGACGGCGAACUUCGAGUUCCCUCUGAUGACAAAGGACAACAAACGCAUCGACGUCCUGCUGAAUGCCACUCCUCGUCGAGACGGCAACGGCAACGUGACUGGAGUGGUCGGCGUGGGGCAAGACAUCACGCAUUUGCAGAAGGUCUUGACUGAAAGCAAGACUAUCGCGGACGACCUGUCCCGUUUGAUCGAGUCCGCCAACGCUCCCAUAUUCGGAGUUGACGUGGAUGGGCGCGUGACCGAGUGGAACAGGAAGGCGGCGGAGUUGACGAUGUUCCCGAAGGACUACACGUUGGGUAAAAAUCUGGUCGCCGAGUUCACGACGGAAGAUUAUAAGCAAUCGGUGCAGCUUGUCUUGACAAAGGCAUUGUCGGGCUCCGAGACGGCCAACUUUGAGUUCCCGCUGGUGACCAGGGACGGCAACCAGAUAGAGAUAUUGCUUAACGCGACGCCCCGCCGCGACGCAGUUGGCACUGUGACAGGAGUGGUUGGUGUCGGGCAGGACAUCACGCAGAUGAAGAAUGUCAUGACGGAGAGCAAAACUGUCGCCGAGGAUUUGUCCCGACUGAUUGAGACCGCCAAUGCCCCCAUUUUCGGCGUUGACGCAGAUGGGCGCGUGACGGAGUGGAACAGGAAGGCGGCCGAAUUGACAAUGUUCUCCCAGAUCGACGCCAUUGGCGAGAAUUUGGUGUCUGCUUUCAUCACCGCGGACUACAGGGAGCAGGUGCAGGCUGUCCUGACGCAAGCGCUUCAGGGCUCGGAGACCGCCAAUUUCGAGUUCCCCUUGAUGACGAAGGAUGGGCAGGGCAUUGACAUCCUGCUCAACGCAACGCCUCGGCGCGACGCCGCCGGCAAAGUCACUGGCGUGGUCGGCGUCGGACAGGACAUCACCAACAUGCGAAAGGCCCUGAUUGAAAGCAAGACGUUGGCCGAGGACCUGUCCCGAUUGAUUCAGACUGCGAACGCUCCAAUCUUCGGUGUCGACACAGCUGGCCGCGUCACCGAGUGGAAUCGGAAGGCGGCCGACCUGACAAUGUUCCCGAAGGAGGAGACCCUUGGGGCGCAGCUCGUGAAAGACUUUAUAGGACUACAGGGAGCGCGUCCAGGAGGUUCUGACCCAGGCCGCUAUGGGCAAUGA